AUGUACGCCCUAAAAGCAGCCGGAUGUGUCGCGUUGCUCGGCCACGCCGUGUAUCAAUUUGAGCACAACCCAAGUUGGUGGUUACACUGCCCAUCUUACGUCUCCGCCGCUUUACUAUCGCUGCUCCCGUUUCCGAAUUCCUACAUUUGGAAAUUACUCUCGUCAAUUUCGGUGAUUGGCGGCGGGCUUUUCAUGCUAUUUUUGGCCUACACCUUCCAUAAACUCGACGGAACCAUCGGACUCGUUUUGGACGAGGGAAAAGCCCUGCUUCCGGUCUCUGUGGGCGUCUUUUUGAUCGCAAGUACACGACUGACCUAUGGACACCUAUCAUCGCCAGUGGAAUAUUUUAGGGGCUUCAUCCUAACCGCCGUGCUGUUCGCCUCCGUGUUGUGUGCCGGGUUUUCGAUCAAGUAUUUCACGCUUGAGGCC
Mesorhabditis spiculigera is the source of this 429-nucleotide messenger RNA. The record is from the annotation of a GenBank genome assembly. Lineage: Eukaryota; Metazoa; Nematoda; Chromadorea; Rhabditida; Rhabditidae.